AUGCCCCAUGGGGCCUACGUCAGACCGCUCCUUGAAUACCCCAACCAAGUUGUCUACUCAGGACGCACGAAAUACGCCAUCCCCGUUUCACGGAUUCACGGAUUGAUACACAGGAUCGAGGCUUUUGCCCAAGUUUCCCGGGUCGGUUUUGUUCUUGUCGCAUCCCUUUUUCGUCGACCAGCCGCUACGAAAAUGGUUUCCGGACUCAAAUUCGUGGACUGCGAUACCCGUCUAGCAACGCUUGAACUCUUUCCUCUGAAGUAUCGUCGCCUCUGA
Messenger RNA from Opisthorchis viverrini, 276 nucleotides. RefSeq lists its product as hypothetical. The transcript has 2 exons. Bases 1 to 276 code for a protein of 91 amino acids. The record is from RefSeq and is a predicted model, not a curated record. Lineage: Eukaryota; Metazoa; Platyhelminthes; Trematoda; Opisthorchiida; Opisthorchiidae.